Molecule: messenger RNA, 1349 nt
Organism: Anoplophora glabripennis (Asian longhorned beetle)
Lineage: Eukaryota; Metazoa; Arthropoda; Insecta; Coleoptera; Cerambycidae
Product: WD repeat-containing protein 55 homolog
Exons: 3
Coding region: 123-1349 (408 amino acids)
Molecular function (GO): protein binding
Source: RefSeq, a predicted model, not a curated record
AGAAGGAAUGAAAUAUUUGUUUUUUUAACUCUGAAACAUAUUUUGUAUUUGAAUUUGACUAUUUGUUUAACUUUGUGGACAUUAUAUAUUUUUUCUGGUAUUUUUUUAAAUAUUGUUAGGGAAUGUGUAAAAAUAGACUUUCUUCGAUUAACUCCAACGGCCAUCCGUCAGACAUGGAGCAGGAAUCUGAUAGUGAUAUAAGUGAAACCGAUUCUGAAUUGGAGGAAAAUGAGGCAAAUGAUAAAUCUGAACAUGAAAAUAUCGACGAAGAACUUGUGGAAGAAAAUGAGGAAGAUGAAACUAUUAAAGCAAUCAUUAGACAAUGCAAUAAAGAAAGAAAUCAUCCUACUCCCAUAGAAUGCGAAGAUUUUAUAACUGACAUAUCAUUUCAUCCACAUAAUAAUAUACUAGCUAUAUCUAAUAUAAUCGGAGAUGUUUUGUUAUACAAAUACUCUAUUGAAGAAAAUAUAUUAAUUAGUUCAUUAGAAUUGCAUACAAAAGCUUGUAGAGAUAUAGAAUUUAGCUGUGACGGUAAUACAUUAUUUUCUACAUCAAAGGAUAAAUCGGUAAUGAUAAGUGAUGUUAACAGUGGGAAAUUGGAACGUUUCUAUGAAAACUGUCAUGAAGUACCUGUAUAUUGUUUAACUAUUAUUGAUGAAAAUAUGUUUUCUACAGGAGACGAUGACGGGGUAGUAAAAAUUUGGGAUGUAAGAGAAAGAGACGAAAAACCAAUAUACAAAACAAAAAAAAAUGAAGACUAUAUAAGUGAUAUGAUUACAGAUGAAUCAAAGAAGUAUUUAUUAUGUUCUAGUGGAGAUGGAUCUCUAACAACUAUAAAUUUGCAGAAUAGAAAAGUGCAUAUGCAAUCUGAGGAGUAUGAAGAGGAACUUACUUGUUUGGGUUUAUUUCGAAGUGGAACAAAAUUAAUCUCAGGUUCUUCAAAAGGUAAAUUGUUUGUAUAUAAUUGGGAAGAAUUUGGACUACAUAGUGAUGCUUUUCCUGGGCCAAAAACUGCUAUCAAUUCCUUGAUUCCCAUUACAGAAAACAUAGUUGUUACUGCUUGUGAAGAUGGAAACUUAAGAGCAACUCAUUUGUUUCCACACAGACAUCUAGGAAUUGUAGGCCAACAUGAUUUCUCAAUUGAAUGCGUAGACAUUUGUAGUACUGGACAAUUUAUAGCCUCUAGUAGUCACAAUAACGAUAUUAAAUUUUGGAAUAUUGAAUAUUUUGAGGAUUUUGAUAAAGUUAAUCAGAAACAUAAAAAACAUAAGAAAAAAACUGAACUCCAAAAUAAUUUACCAUCGUCAAAAAUUAAAAAUGUAUCAGAUUUUUUUAGUGACAUGUGUUAA